GAUCCUAUGAAUUUUCAUGAAAAACGGAGAAUGAGAGACUCCUUCAGUAUUACCUGAAGACUUUAUCGACAGUGCUUGAAAAUGGGCGUAGCGGAGUAGUUUCAAAAAUAAAAGUGGGCGUAAAGCGCUGGAAACUGCUUAGCGAAAUGGUAACAAGUAAAACACCAGAGUGGCCGCUCUCAGGUUUCUCUCUGGUUUCACUGACUUGACGCCAUUUGUCGUGUUGAGGUUCACGUUCAUUCACGGUUACCGUUGACACGCUCGUUCCGCGAACGCGCCUUCAACUUUGGUCCCACGCGAAAAUGAAGGUCGUCUGCAUCAUCUGUCACGAUUCGCUGCUGUCGCCCGAGAGCAACGAGGAGUCCGGGGACAUCGUUUUCACCCUUUGCGGCCAUGUGUUCCAUCACCGCUGCCUGUUGCAGUGGCUCGAGAUAUCGAAAACCUGCCCGCAGUGUCGUAAGAGAACGACGGAGAAUUUAAUCCAAAAUGCUCACUUCACGUUUGCGGCCACCGAGAGCGACAAUGUAGAUAACGCGGACAUUAUGACCUUGCAAGGGAGUAUCGACAGUCUGCGAUAUAAAGUCUUGCUGGUCGAAAGGAACAACAAGCACUACAUUGCGAAGAAUCAUAACCUGGAGAAGCAGAACGCCGCCCUUAGACAGGAAGUGCAUAAAAUCGAGAGCGAGAGCAGGAAGCAGAGCGCGAAAAUCAACCACAUGAAGUCGGAGUUAUCCAUGUGCAGCAUGAGGCUGUGUCAGAAGCAGACUGAAGUGAUACAUUAUCGACACUUGUACAAAACGCUAUCAAAGGGUAUACAAGAAAUGAUUGAAAAAAUGAAAGCUUAUACCUCCAGUAAAAGUUCUCUUACGAAAAAGUUGGCAGACGAGAGGAUGAAAAAAAUCGAACAUCUUGAAGAGCAGCUUAAGAAGCAUCCUGAUUCCCCAACGACAGAAAAAUCUAAGUGCUUAAAAUCUAUCGUUUCGGAAGUACAACAUGCGAAUACGUUACCUUGUGAACGUGAAAAUUUGUCCCCACAACAUGAAAUUCGUAAAUUGGAAAAGACUGAUACCCAGCAAAUGAACACAGUACAGGAAACCGAUGUACAAACUCUUGUUGCGUUGCAACAUGUAAUGAGACAGAUUUUUCCAUUUCAUAAUUCGAAAAUGUAUAAUUCUCAUCAUCUACUAUUAAACUCUGUGUUCGAUAAUUCUCCGUUCGUCGGGCACCCAGCGAGAUCCGUUAGAAAAAGACCAAGGAUGAUGAAUUUGCAACCAGAUAGUAGCAGCGAUGAAACAAAUGAUGUAAUUGUAGACGAUAUUGAAAUCAAUACGGGGAUAAGUUUACCAUCAGCGUCAGAUGAUACAAUCGUUUCUAAUGAAGCGAGUGAGGAAGAAUUAUAUGAAUAAUUCUACAUUCGAUGAGUGCCCGACAAUUAGAAAAAAAAAGAAAUGUUUGCGAUCGGCUACUAGUAGCGAUAAAACAAAUAAUAGGCGAUGUUAGAAGCCCCGCUGGGAUAAAUUCACAAUCAAACCAGGAAAAGUUAAAACUAAAGGGAGUAUCGAAAUUAUUUUUUAAUUAAGCCCAUGUUAAAAGUAAUUUAGCAUUAAAAUUUUUUACUGUAGUUUACGUCAACAUCUGUUGCAUUUAUUAAAUUAUAAACAGAGAAUAGAAUCCUAAUGCUACGCAUUAAGUUUCGAAUUAUUUUCCUUUAUGAUAGAAUCUCUUCCUCAAUUUUCAUUUUUGUUUAAAUCUGGAAUCAAUUAUAACCGAAAUAUUUGCUUUGCUUUUAUUGGUAGACUAGCGACAAAUGUCGAUACGUGUUUCUUAUUUUGUGUUUUAGCCUGGGCACAUUGCGAGCAAAAAGAAACUUCCAAUUUAAAUAAAGCAACUUUACCAAUGCCUUUCUCGUCAUGAACAAUUUUUUUUACCGAUAAUUCGUGGCAAAUAUAAUCUUCCAAUUGGACGCAGUUCUGCAAUGCGGAACCAACUUUGAAACCAUACUUUUCCGCUAGAGUGAAUUUCGCGAAACAUUACAAAUAAAAUUUUGCGCCAACGUUAUCCUAAAUAUAACUAAACUAUAAUCCUUCUUAAAAAUGUCAUACGUUUUUUAAGAGUUAGAUUAUAUAUUAUACAGUAAAAAAAAUCAAUAAAAAUGGUACAGUUGUUACUGCAUAACUGCGUCUAAUAUAUUUUAAAUUUUAUAUAUGUGAUAGAAAUAUUAUCCAUUUCGUAAGUGCCAUUUCGUAAGUAUACAACGCUGAAACCUAUUAAAAUUAAUAUAAAAAUUUGUUUGUAUCUUCUUUACAUUAAUGCUUCUAACAAGAUAACGUAUAUUUAUUAAUUGGAAAACUAUUUUAAUACAGAGUAUUUGUGUGUGCGUGCAUUUGCAUUUGUAAACCAUCUACCUCAAGAGAAGAUCUACACACGAUUCUCGACGUAGUGCAUAAUCGGAAUCGCUUACAACAAGAUAGGUAACACAAGAUAAUUAUGAUCGGGAGAAAAUAUGAACGAAGUUAUUACAAUAAGAGUUUUCAUAGGCGCUACAUCAUUUUCAUACGUAAAGAGAUAGACAAAAGGAAUUCUGACGUCAAAUAUGCAUAUAUACAUAGGAUACUUCGCGGACAGGGCAUGCCAUUUAAAUGUUACAAAACGCAUUGGUUCUUAUCAGUAGCAGUCAUGUUUCAACAAUUGGAUUAUUAAUCGGAAUACUCUUACAUCCUAGGAACUGAACAAACGAGUACUUUGUACGUAAGACUAGUUUCGUUUCUCUACUCUUUUUUUUAUUCUGCAAUUGUAAAUGCAAAUUCGGCAUUUGAAGCGUCAUCUAAUGCGUCAAUACUUUUACACUCGUUUAUAUAUUAUUACUUUAUUUUACUUAAUAGCGUUUAUUGUACGUCAAGCGUCGGUACGAAUGUACAAAAACACACUUUGGCUCUCGAAAAACCAAGUUUCCGCUAAACUCGUAAUUUAUUAAAAAAUUGAUUUAAUUGCAA
Vollenhovia emeryi is the source of this 2993-nucleotide messenger RNA. Its product is annotated as E3 ubiquitin-protein ligase TRAIP-like. Gene Ontology annotation, molecular function: zinc ion binding. NCBI's taxonomy places the organism in Eukaryota, Metazoa, Arthropoda, Insecta, Hymenoptera, Formicidae. The coding region runs from base 303 to 1406 and encodes 367 amino acids. The record is from RefSeq and is a predicted model, not a curated record. The transcript has 7 exons.